Annulohypoxylon maeteangense is the source of this 6331-nucleotide messenger RNA. RefSeq lists its product as uncharacterized. The coding region runs from base 490 to 6084 and encodes 1864 amino acids. The record is from RefSeq and is a predicted model, not a curated record. Gene Ontology annotation, biological process: long-chain fatty acid biosynthetic process. The transcript has 3 exons. Gene Ontology annotation, cellular component: fatty acid synthase complex. NCBI's taxonomy places the organism in Eukaryota, Fungi, Ascomycota, Sordariomycetes, Xylariales, Hypoxylaceae. Gene Ontology annotation, molecular function: magnesium ion binding; 3-oxoacyl-[acyl-carrier-protein] reductase (NADPH) activity; 3-oxoacyl-[acyl-carrier-protein] synthase activity.
GUACCUCCCCUGCUUGUUUUCCUUAGGUGCAGGCAAAAACAACUUUCGUCAAGGUGAUCGCCAACCACACAACGGCAACACUUCAUAAUUUUCAUACCGUACACACCUACUAAUCAAUUGAAGUGAAAUUCUACCGAUCACUAAUUCAUUCCCCAUUUCUCAUCCGUGCUUCACUACUUCCACCAAAUAACCUCUCUUUCCUUCGUGCAUGGUAUACGCUCCUUUCUUAUCCCUUCAAGCCUGCUUGUGCCGUACGAUCAACCUUUGGCUUCUAUUCCAGUCGAGGGGUUAGAAUUAUCAACGAAAAGGGACAUAACUCAACACGAACGAGAUAAUCCCCUCACUUUGUGUCCCUAUUCCUAGUCGACAUAAUAUCAAACAAGUAGAGGUGCCAUUUAGAGUUGUCGACACUCCAUUCCUCCAGACUCUACUUACCUGCCGCUUAUACCCCACACACCUCUACCCACCUAUCUCGAUCCUACCGCCGAAAUGCGUCCCGAAGUUGAGCAGGAACUUGCUCACACGUUGCUUGUCGAGCUUCUUGCCUAUCAGUUUGCCUCUCCUGUGAGAUGGAUCGAAACGCAAGAUGUCUUCCUCGGCGAGAAGACGGCCGAGCGUAUCGUUGAAGUCGGCCCGGCGGAUACUCUAGGUGUAAUGGCGAAGAGAACAAUCGCAUCCAAAUAUGAAGCAUUCGAUGCUGCGAAGUCUAUCCAACGUCAGAUCCUCUGCUACAACAAGGAUGCAAAAGAGAUUUACUACGAUGUAGACCCAAUCGAGGAGGAACCAGAACCCGCUGCUGCUCCUGCAGAGGGUUCGUCAAGUUCUGCGGCAGCACCUUCGGCAGCGGCGGCUCCUGUUGCGGCAGCUCCGGCGCCGAGCGCGGGUCCCGCUGCAUCUAUUGACGAUGUGCCAGUGUCUGCUCUCGAGAUUGUCAGAGCGUUGAUCGCGCAAAAGCUGAAGAAGCCAUUCUUAGACGUUCCCCUAAGCAAGGCGAUCAAAGAUUUAGUUGGAGGUAAAUCAACUCUUCAGAAUGAAAUCCUCGGUGAUCUAGGGAAGGAAUUUGGGUCAACUCCAGAAAAGCCAGAAGAUACUCCCAUCGACGAAUUAUCAGGAUUGAUGCAGGCGACAUUCAACGGCCAGCUCGGGAAGCAGUCACAAUCACUCAUUGCCCGCCUAAUUUCAUCGAAGAUGCCGGGUGGUUUCAACAUGACAGCAGCGCGCAAGUACCUAGAAACGAGGUGGGGUCUUGGUCCUGGGAGGCAGGACGGUGCUCUUGUAUUGGCCAUCACUAUGGAACCAGCAUCUCGUCUCGGUUCCGAAAACGAUGCGAAAGCCUACCUCGACGAUGUUACCCAAAAAUAUGCUGCCAACUCCGGCGUCAGCUUGUCUACAGCAUCAUCCGCCGGUCCCGCCGCUGGUGGGUCAGCAGGCAUGAUGAUGGACCCCGCCGCCAUCGAUGCCCUUACCAAAGAUCAGCGUGCCCUGUUCAAGCAACAGCUUGAGCUGCUGGCAAGGUACCUGAAAAUGGAUCUUCGGGCAGGCGACAAAGCUGCACAGACAUCCCAAGAGUCGCAACAAGUACUACAGGCACAGCUAGAUCUUUGGAGUGCUGAGCACGGUGACUUCUAUGCGGCGGGUAUUGAACCCGUCUUUAGUCCCUUGAAAGCACGUACCUAUGAUUCUUCUUGGAACUGGGCGCGACAGGAUGCCCUAAGCAUGUAUUACGAUGUUAUCUUCGGCCGGCUACAAGCUGUCGACAGAGAAAUCGUUAGUCAAUGCAUUCGCAUCAUGAGUAAAUCAAACCCCCUACUUCUCGAAUUCAUGCAAUACCACAUCGACAACUGUCCAACGGACCGUGGAGAGACCUACAAGCUUGCUAAGGAGCUUGGGCAACAGUUAAUCGAAAAUUGCAAAGAUGUCCUAGACGUCGCGCCCGCUUAUAAAGACGUAGCUAUUCCAACUGGACCGCAUACCUCUAUAGAUGCUCGUGGUAAUCUCAAUUAUGAAGAAAUCCCUAGGCAAAGCUGCCGCAAGCUUGAACAUUACGUCCAACAAAUGGCGGAAGGCGGGAAAAUAUCCGAGUACGGCAAUCGGACUAAGGUGCAAAAUGACCUCGGGCGUCUCGUCAAGCUCAUUAAGGAGCAACAUAAGAUGUCUAAGACCGCGAAGUUAGAAUUCAAGAAUCUCUAUGGGAAUGUUCUUCGUUCACUUGCCAUGAAUGAAAGUCAGAUCUUACCUAAGGAUGCUGGAAAGGCUAACGGUCCCCUUAAAAAGCCCACGUUGAAGCCCAAUGGUCAAAGUGGAAAGGGCAAGAUGGAAACUAUUCCGUUCCUACACCUUAAGCGCCACAAUCUACACGGUUGGGAAUACAGCAAACGACUAACGGGUAUUUACUUGGACUGCUUAGAGGAGGCUGCUAAGGCCGGCGUCACUUACCAGGAUAAAUACGUCCUCAUGACCGGUGCUGGUGCCGGCUCGAUCGGUGCCGAAGUUCUUCAAGGCUUGAUUAGCGGGGGUGCCAGAGUCAUCGUAACAACCAGUCGUUUUUCGCGACAGGUAACCGAGUAUUACCAGGCGAUGUAUGCUAGGUUUGGUGCGCGUGGAUCUCAACUAGUCGUUGUUCCGUUCAACCAGGGAAGUAAACAAGACGUUGAAGCACUAGUCAAUUACAUUUACGACCCCAAGGCCGGUCUAGGAUGGGACCUGGAUUACAUUGUUCCAUUUGCUGCCAUUUCUGAAAAUGGCCGACAGAUUGACGGUGUCGACUCGAAGUCCGAGCUUGCCCACCGCAUCAUGUUAACGAACCUGAUCCGUCUCCUAGGCUGUGUGAAAGCGCAGAAAUUGGAGCGCGGCUUUGAAACUCGUCCUGCUCAAGUCGUACUUCCGUUGUCUCCCAACCACGGCACAUUCGGCAGCGAUGGUCUCUACUCCGAAUCAAAGCUCGGCUUAGAGACGCUUUUCAACCGCUGGCAUUCUGAGGAUUGGGCCAACUAUCUCACCAUUUGCGGCGCUGUCAUUGGUUGGACUCGUGGUACAGGUCUCAUGUCCGGUAACAAUAUCGUAGCCGAAGGCGUUGAGCAGUUCGGCGUCCGCACUUUCUCCCAGCAGGAGAUGGCUUUCAACCUUCUCGGACUUAUGUCUCCCGCUAUCGUAGACCUCUGCCAAAAUGAGCCUGUGUUUGCAGAUCUCAAUGGUGGUCUCCAAUUCAUUCCCAACUUAAAUGAUACCAUGACACGCUUACGUAAGGAUAUCAUGGAGACUAGCGAAGUCCGCCGAGCAGUCACAAAAGAGACUGCGAUUGAGAACAAGGUCAUAAAUGGUGAAAACUCGGAAGCCUUGUACAAGAAGAAAAUCGUUGAGCCGCGUGCCAACAUCAAAUUUGAUUUCCCAACUCUCCCUAACUGGGAGAAGGAAAUCGCGCCACUCAAUGAUAGCCUGAAGGGUAUGGUAGACUUGGAAAAGAUCGUCGUUGUCACUGGUUUUGCUGAGAUUGGACCCUGGGGUAAUUCUCGCACUCGCUGGGAAAUGGAAGCAUAUGGCCAAUUUUCACUUGAAGGCUGCAUCGAGAUGGCAUGGAUCAUGGGUCUCAUCAAGAACUUCAAUGGUUCCAUUAAAGGACAGCCUUACUCAGGUUGGGUUGACGCCAAAACAAACGAACCAGUCGAAGAUAAGGAGAUCAAACAAAAGUACGAGAGUUACAUUCUUGAGCAUUCCGGUAUCCGUCUCAUUGAGCCGGAGCUCUUUGAUGGGUACGAUCCCAAUAAGAAGAUGAUGUUACAUGAAAUCCAACUAGAAGAGGAUCUAGAACCAUUUGAGGGAUCGAAGGAGACAGCCGAGGAAUUCAAGAGGCAGCAUGGCGACAAGUGCGAGAUUUUCGAAAUCACGGAGACUGGCGAGUACACUAUUCGCUUGAGGAAGGGCGCUACUCUUUGGAUUCCCAAGGCGCUCAAAUUUGACCGUCUUGUUGCUGGUCAAAUACCCACGGGCUGGGAUGCCAAGAAAUAUGGUGUUCCCGACGACAUUAUUUCUCAAGUCGACCGCGUCACCUUGUAUGUGCUUAUUUCCGUUGCCGAAGCCCUCCUGGCUUCUGGUAUCACCGACCCGUACGAGUUCUAUAAGUACGUGCAUGUGUCCGAAGUUGGCAACUGUAUUGGUUCCGGCCAAGGUGGUAUGAAUGCUCUUAAUGGGAUGUAUACCAAGCGAAAGAUGGACCACGAUAUCCAGAAGGACAUUUUACAGGAGUCAUUCAUCAAUACUAUGGCUGCAUGGGUCAAUAUGCUGUUGCUGUCUUCCUCGGGUCCCAUCAAAACCCCCGUUGGAGCUUGUGCUACAGCUGUGGAAUCCGUCGAUAUCGGGUACGAAGCUAUCAUGGAGGGUAAAGCACGUAUUUGUUUAGUCGGUGGUUUUGAUGACUUCGGUGAAGAAGGUUCAUAUGAAUUCGCCAACAUGAAAGCAACAAGCAACAGUCUCGAUGAAUUUGCCCAUGGGCGUACACCUCAGGAAAUGUCACGUCCGACUACGACGACAAGGGGUGGGUUCAUGGAAUCUCAGGGAUGUGGUAUCCAAGUUAUCAUGACAGCGAAACUAGCACUUGAUAUGGGUGUGCCAAUUCAUGGUGUACUCGCCCUUACCACCACUGCAAGCGACAAAAUUGGUCGUUCCGUUCCCGCGCCUGGACAAGGUUUGUUGACCACGGCCCGGGAAGCCCCCAGCAAGUUCCCAUCGCCUCUAUUAGAUCUCAAGUACCGUCGCCGACAGAUUGAACUCCGCAAGAGACAGAUUCGUAACUGGAAAGAGUCUGAACUGGAAUAUCUUUACGAGGAAGCAGCUGCUAUGCAGGCUCAAGGUCACAAGUUUGACGAGAAGGAAUACACCCAAGCUCGAGCCGUUCACAUCGAGAAGGAAGCUGCACGGCAAGAAAAGGAAGCCUUACGAAGCCUUGGAAACAACUUCUGGAAGCAAGAUAACACCAUUGCUCCUCUUCGGGGCGCCCUUGCUACUUGGGGUCUAACCAUUGAUGACUUGGAUGUUGCAUCUUUCCAUGGCACAUCAACCAAGGCCAAUGACAAGAACGAGUCGUCGGUCAUCUGCCAGCAAUUGCGUCAUCUCGGUCGCAAGAAGGGUAAUGCCGUCCUUGGUGUCUUCCAGAAGUACCUUACCGGUCACCCCAAGGGUGCUGCCGGAGCUUGGAUGUUCAACGGCUGCUUGCAAGUUCUGAACAGUGGCUUGGUUCCCGGUAACCGCAACGCUGACAACGUCGAUAAAGACAUGGAAAAGUUUGACCUGAUUGUAUACCCCAGCCGAAGCAUCCAAACCGAUGGUGUAAAGGCCUUCUCUCUCACCUCCUUCGGUUUCGGCCAGAAGGGUGCCCAAGCAGUUGGCGUUCACCCCAGGUACUUGUUUGCCACUCUAGAUCAGGAGACGUAUGCGGAGUAUUCUGCCAAGGUCAUAGCCCGCCAGAAGAAAGCUUAUCGCUACAUGCACAAUGGUAUCGUCAAUAACGCCAUCUUCCAAGCUAAGAAUCACUCGCCGUACUCCGACGACCAGCUCACCGCCGUCCUUCUAAACCCCGACGCCAGGGUUACGGAGAAUGUGAAGACAGCUGAGCUCGUCUAUGCUGCCGACUUCGCCCAACAGGCUGCUCGACCCCACACUAUCAAGGCGAAGAACACCAAGGAGGUGGUAGAGAGCCUAGCUCGAAGUCUCCAAACGGGGAAGAAUAACAAGGUCGGUGUUGAUGUAGAAGACAUCACAGCCAUCAACAUUGAAAAUCCUACAUUUGUUGAGCGUAAUUUCACGGAGAAGGAGAUCGCGUACUGCAAGAAGAUGCCAAGUCCACAAAGCUCCUUCGCGGGAAGGUGGAGCGCGAAGGAGGCUGUCUUCAAGAGUCUAGGUGUCCAAAGUAGAGGUGCCGGUGCGCCCCUGAAGGGCAUUGAGAUCCUUUCUAGUGAGAACGGCGCACCCGUCGUCUCUCUUCAUGGUGAUGCUCAAGAAGCCGCAAAGAAGGCAGGUGUGAAGGAGAUCAGCGUCUCCAUUUCACAUUCCGAGACGCAAUCCAUCGCGAUUGCGGUCGCAACCUUUUAAACCUCGUUGGGGUUUUCGGUUUGUUUUCUGUACAUUUGUGGUGCGGCGUGAUGUUUUCCGUGUUUUGGGUUCUCGGCUUCACUGUAUAUCCCUCUGUAGACACUUAGAGAUUGGAAGAGAGCCAUUGCAUUUGUUAGAGACGCUGUCAAUGAGGAGGGUAUGAAUGGAAGAAAUAUCGAUGACCAGCAAAUAUCAUCUCGGACAGAAAUAGCCCGAGAAGGAAAUAAUAAUUGUUCAAUAAUACCUA